AUGAACGGCGCAAAAGAAGCAGUGGACGAGGCUGCCAAUAACAGUCACACAGCAUCCACGCCCGUGCGAGGCUAUACUGUCAAUAUCAGCCACGACAGCUUGAACCCUAUCGUCGCCUGUGAUGACAAGGUCGCGGACUUAGAUGCUCGAAAAUGUCUCUCUCAAGGAGGAACAAGCGCCUUCAUCACCAGCCAACACGAUGAUGAAAAGCCUAAAUUCCCAGCCCCAGGACCUCAAGAGAUCACCGGGGCCUUAUCGUCUGCCCCUGCCCUCCCUCUUAUUCACGAGGUCCUCUUCGUGGCCAUCGUGUGCCUUGCCCAAUUAUGCACUCAAGUCAGCUUUGGCCAGGUCCUGUUCAUCCUGCCCGUCAUUGGUGAGAGCUUUUCUCUCAGCGAUGAGAGCGAGUUGAGCUGGCUCGUCGCCGGAUACUCCCUGACCGUUGGGACUUUUAUCUUGAUUUCCGGCCGCUUUGGUGAUGUCUUUGGCUAUAAGCGUAUGCUUAUCAUAGGUUACGGCUGGUUCGCGCUGUGGACUAUGAUCUGUGGCUUGAGCGUGUACUCCAACCACAUCCUGUUCAUCUUCGCGAGAGUUCUCCAGGGCGUUGGACCUGCAAUAAUUCUCCCCAACGGUUUGGCACUGUUUGGCGCCUUCUACCCUCCUGGGCCGAGGAAAAAUAUGGCAUUCGCUCUCUUCGGUGCUUGUGCUCCAGGCGGCGGCAUUCUCGGCGGCGCAUCAGCCGCUGUCUUCGCAUUGGCAUGGUGGCCAUGGACGUUCUGGUCGCUGGCUCUCAUCAUCGCCAUCAUCACCGUCUCAGCGAUCUUCAUCGUCCCCGACCCUCAAGCAUCUUCGAAACAAGCACCCAAACAACCCAAGCCUUCGCCCACAAACCUACAGUCAUCACUAUGGGAGAUGGUCCAACUCCUGGAUCUGGCCGCCGCCGCCGUGGGCAUCACGGCCCUGGUUCUCUUCAACUUGUCAUGGAACCAGGCGCCCAUCGUCGGCUGGCAGCAACCAUACGUCUACGUGACGUUGAUCAUCAGCGCCCUGCUGGUCCCACUGUUCUUCUACAUCGAAUUCCGCGUGUCGAAAAAUCCGCUACUUCCCCUCGAUGCGUUCACCUCAGACACCGGGUUCGUUCUCGGCUGCAUCGCCUGCGGAUGGUCUUCUUUCGGAAUCUUCAUCCUAUACUUCGUGAAAUUCUGCACAACGCUGCGCCACGCAACACCAUUACAAACAGUCGCAUGGGGAUCGCCCGUCGCGGUAUCCGGAGGUCUCGCCUCGGUAGCCACGGGCCUCCUCCUGAACAAACUCGGGCCGGCACCGGUCCUUGCAAUAUCGAUGUUCUUCUUCACGAUCGGCAACCUGAUCAUCGCGACGACCCCCGUCCACCAGACUUACUGGGCUCAAACGUUCGUCUGUGCGGUUGUGAUCCCCUGGGGCAUGGACAUGUCCUUCCCCGCGGCCACCAUAGUCCUUUCGAACGCCGUGGGCGCCGAGACGCAGGGCAUCGCUGCGAGCUUGGUCAACACCAUUGUCAACUACAGCAUCUCGCUAGGUCUGGGGUUCGCAGGCACCGUCGAGGUCCAUGUCAACCGUGGCGGCAGGACGCCCAGUGACCUGCUUUACGGCUAUCGCAGUGCUUGGUAUCUCGGCAUCGGGUGUUCCGGCUUGGGGUUGCUGGUGAGUUUGGUGUUCUUGAUGAAGAAAAAUUUCAAGGGAGGAACGGGCCAAAAAGGGGUGGGUCUGUGA
Molecule: messenger RNA, 1749 nt
Organism: Exophiala aquamarina CBS 119918
Lineage: Eukaryota; Fungi; Ascomycota; Eurotiomycetes; Chaetothyriales; Herpotrichiellaceae
Exons: 5
Coding region: 1-1749 (582 amino acids)
Biological process (GO): transmembrane transport
Cellular component (GO): membrane
Molecular function (GO): transmembrane transporter activity
Source: RefSeq, a predicted model, not a curated record